AUUCACGAUUCCCGCGCUACGAUAUCAAGCCAGCACAUGAUACUGUGCUAAUCAUUGUCGUCGAAAAUUUUACAACUAAAGAAGGAGUUACAUUGGAUAAACGAAGAGGUUCUGAUAUCGACUUUAACAAUGUUAAGAAAAUUUGGGAAAAAAUUGGUUUCACUGUUGUAUCACACAAGGAUUUGAAAGCUGAUGAUAUUCGCAAAGUUGUACGAGACACUGCCAAUCAAAUAAAUGAAAAUUCCAGCAGUUUUGUAUGCCUCAUUACAACUCAUGGUGAUAUGGGCAAAAUAUAUGGUUCUGAUUCCGAGUGUCUUGACUUUAAGGAAGUCACGGAUGCAUUUAAAGCGGCUCAAUGUCCACAUUUGGCUGGUAAGCCAAAACUCUUCUUUAUCAUAGCCAAUGGAAUACGUCAGAAAGAAAAUGCAAGUACAGUCUCGCCUGAUGCAGCAACAUUGGCGACAGGUUCUGGUGAUGCAAAAACACCAGUGACAGGUGUAAUGACUGAUGCACCAGUAGAAUUGACAAAUGCAGUAAUACAAGAUGGUGGUGUCGAUUAUGACCAUAGGAAUGAUUCAAUAUUUCGUGACAAGUUGGAUCCAGAUGAACCUCACUUUCUAAUUGCAAGUUCAUUAGCACCAGGUAAACUAAAAUUAUCUCCUCCGGUUCUGUUUUUUGCUAUUAUAGAUAUGCCAUGCAGAAACCGUUACGAGAAAGUCUACGAAUUUACCCAGAAAUGUUGUAAUGGUAGCGGAAGUGUCUGGUUGGGGUACAAGUUAGGUUCAGGAAUAGUGUCGUGUUUAAAGUAUGG
Messenger RNA from Paramuricea clavata, 811 nucleotides. NCBI's taxonomy places the organism in Eukaryota, Metazoa, Cnidaria, Anthozoa, Malacalcyonacea, Plexauridae. The record is from the annotation of a GenBank genome assembly.